Molecule: messenger RNA, 3832 nt
Organism: Teleopsis dalmanni
Lineage: Eukaryota; Metazoa; Arthropoda; Insecta; Diptera; Diopsidae
Exons: 3
Coding region: 209-3766 (1185 amino acids)
Source: RefSeq, a predicted model, not a curated record
UAAGGUGGCUUUGUAAAUUUGUUUUGAAUGAAGAAAUUUUAAAUAGAAAUUGCGAAAUAUGAUAACAGCAUUUUUGGAUGGGAUUGCUUUGUAUCUUAGAUUAAACUUUAGAUUAUUUGUUUAAACCAUUUUAAUAGAAAAUAUAACUGCAUCAAAAAAUACGUAGAUUUCCAACAAAAUUAAUUGCAAAAAAAAAUAACUGUUAAAAAUGUACAUGAUGGAAGCUAGUCGUCGUCGUAAACGAGUUUUGCGGAAGAAGAUAAAGAAGAACGCUAUACAACAGAAGACUCGUGAAGAUAUAGAUACUUCCGAUGACUCCACAAUAAGUGAUAACACCUUUGCAUUGGAAAUGAAUGCUCAUAUGCAUGAAACAUUAGAGGCACAAGGAGUUAAAGGUAAUUAUCAUAAUUCUUCCCAAAUACCCCGCGAAUACCUUAUGUCGGAAGUGAAGAAUUUUGUUGAUGAAGAGAUAAAUACACACGAAGGUGAAUAUAAUGAUUCUAAUAGCUUUCCAAUAAGUCAUGGAGUUGUAAUAAAUGAAAAAAUGAGUAACUACCGCGAUUUAGUAGCUCAGUAUACUAAAGAAAGCGAUAGAAAAAACAGUGCAAUGUGUUCUGGGUCAUUAACUAAAUUUACGAAAUCUAAGAAUCUGCUUUACAAUUCCAAUACCGAAUGCUGUCGAUAUUCAGUAUCUUGUAGGCAACUUGGAGAAAUGAAACAUAUGUUAGAGGAUUCUGUAGAGCUUAAACGUUGUUGCGGUUAUGCAAAAAUGAAGAACAACAGCAGUCAGAACACACUCAGUACAUCUGCCUCGUCAAAAUUAAUAAUUGAAUGCGAAAGACCGCUAAGGAAUCAGAGGAUGUCUGGGAAUUAUAUUAUUGAAAAUGUUCCGUUAAGAGAAAGCAAUACUAAUCAGUUCAGUGUGUCAUGCAUGUCGAACAAAAAUGUGUUAGAUGUUACUAUGAAUAAUAACAACAUUAAACGAAGUGUGUCAAAGCAAUUAAAUGGCACUGGGGCUUUUUACAAACCAAAAGGAGAAUCUGUAUAUAGAUCUUGCUUGCAACUCGAUACCAGUAAUUACGUAAAAUCAUUAAGUCCUGAUUAUGGUGGGCAUAACAAUGAGUUUGGCAGCUUAAAUGAGACAUCCUGCUGUUAUUUCAAGAACAAACGUUGUAAUAGUAAUGCAAAUCUCAAAAGCAGCUGCAAUCAGUAUACGGAUAUGUUAAAUAAUGGGUCUACAUUGGUGAAAAUUAAAUCCGAUCAAGAUCUUAAAAAUUAUAGAAAUCAUACGAAUUGUACUUAUGAUAAUGUUCCCUUUACCAAUAAAAACUCCACAUGCUUAAAUGAUUCUAUAACUAUUGAUAAAUGCUGUAUAGAUGUUGAAGAAUGUACUAAAAAUAGUCCUGAAAGACGUUUUUCCAAACAAUUACAAGGUAUGGAUAAUGGAAAAAACGCCAAUGUAGUACAUUCCUCUUAUUUUUUACAUUCAUCGGGAAGUAUGAAAGGCAAUAGUAAAUUUAAUAAUCAUCACAUAAAGAAACCGUUUAAGAUUUUAAAAAAAAUUGAUAAGCUAAAAACACCACAUCGUUCUAAAGCCUCUAAAGAAAAAAUAGCUGCCGCUAAUGCCUACUUAGCAGAAGAUGUAGAGCAGUAUAAUUACAUAUAUAAAAUCAACUUUUCUCAAAAUGAGGUUGAAGGUGAAAAUUACGAAGACGAUGAUGAGCACAAUGAUUCCGUAAUGUAUUUACAAUCAGGAACCUCCAUAGAAUAUAUCUCAAUAGAAAAUGAUGAUCCAGAUGGAGUGGAAAUUUGUGAUAACCAACAUAUAUCUAGUAAUCGUCUUAAUACUUCAAAUGAUUUAAAUCAGUUUGGUGGAGAAAGAAAUGAGUCUGACUUAGAGAAAUCAGCUCAUAUAAAUGAUUCCGUAACGUACUUACAAACAGGAAUCUCAAUAGAAUAUAUCUCAAUAGAAAAUGAAGAUCAAGAUGGAGAGGAAAUUUGUGACAACCAACAGAUAAAUUGUAAAAGUCUUAAUACUUCAAAUCAUUUAAAUGAGUUUGGUGGAGCGUUGAAUGAGUCUGACUUUCAGAAUUUAGUUCAUACAAAGAAGUCGGUACAUUUUAUUAACGAAAGAAACGCUAGUAUGUUGCAAAAUCCACAAUCUAAUAACUAUAAAAAUAAUAAUAUAUGUCGGUGUAAAUGUAAGAAAAAAACACAUACGGCUAAGCAGGCUAAAAAGUUUGUGAGAAUAAAAAGUUCUCAUAAAGCAAAUCCAAUGUUAGGUAAACAGCAAUCCAAUUGUUUUGAAAAUUGUAUUGAAUUUGGUACCGGAGAAGCAGUACAUGAACCAUUAAAGCAGCGCGAUAAAUUCGUUAAGACAAAGAAGUGUGGCAAACCCUCAAUACUACACAAGAACCAGAAGUCGACCUAUUUAAAUAUGCACAAAGCUAAUCAGUUUACUGCUACUGAAGAACCAAGUCAAUCGGAAGGUGAAAAGGCACACCACAAAGAAUUUAAAAGGUGUGGUGAAGCCAUAAUCAUACCUUGGGACUAUAAACACAAAAACUAUCGAAAGCCAAACAAAGCCAAACUAUACAUAUCUGCUGAAGAACUAAGCCAAACGAAGAUCACCGAGUUAUCCCAAAAUAAAAAUUGUACUGACGGAUAUGAGAUUGCUAAAAAGUGUAAAUUGAAUAGCGAUUCAACCCAGUUAAGUUGUGAUGGUAAGAUGCAAAUUGCUGAAAGGUCUAUUAGAUGCGUUCCAAACAAAAUAUCUGAUCAAGCAUUAGUGGUGUGCAAAAAUCGAAAUGUGGACAAUUUAAAGCGAUUGACUGAUACGGAAGAUUUAAUUGAAUCAGUGCUUGAUGAGUCACAAGAAACCCAACGUUUUAAUAUCUUCGUAAGUAUGCCCGAACACGCGUGUAGCACCUACAGAAAUGAGAUAUCAGAAAAUCGCAUAAAAGUGUAUAAUUCGAUUCAUUUGAAAAGAAUCGGUCAGCCAAGUGAUGAAAUGCAGCAGUUUAAUGAGAGAUCAAAUCAACUCGAGACCUUUAAAAGUACUAGUAGCACGUCACAAUUAAAACUGCAUGACCUGGAGGAAAUCACUUUACAAAAGUCUCAUAAAGUUGUACUACAGUCCCGAGGAGUACAGACGUCACAAACUUUUUUGAAAUGCAGUUGUGGAAAUGACGUGAAUUUCGGUGUUACAUGGGAGACAGGACAACACGUAUUACCACAACGUGAGUAUGACUCCAUUAAUACGCAAAAGUCGAAUGAUAGAAGAUCUUCGAUGGAAUCAAUCGUUAGGAAUUUUAGAAAUCAAGCCAUGGUUCUCGUAAAUAAUUUAAAGAACACAAAUUUUCCAAAUUUGGUGAACAACUGUAGUUUAUAUACAUCAUGCAAUAAUUCAGAGGCAAACCUUUCAGCCCUACAGCCCUAUCCUAUUUGCGUUUCUGCUUCUCCAACUAGCAACACCUUUUUAAACCAUUUCAUCGCUUGCGAUACAAUCUCAGAUGAGAAUGAUGAUAAAAAUGAUUCCAGCAUUUCUAUGGCAUGCACUGCUUCAUUAACUAUUCGCAAUCGAGGUGUUCUAGUUGAUGGUUCAAAUGAGGGCUUUGAGACAGUUCGUUUUAGCGGAUAUAUAUAUUCGAGAAAUAAUAUAAUUUUAAGAUUACCUGAGCACAUUCUGGAAGGGUGUAUACAUUUUUUACGCAGAAACAAAAUUCUUAAUACAGAGGUCCUACAUUGUACGAAUAAUACAAAAUAGAUGCAAAUUAUAUUUUCUACAAUAAAUUGUCAACACAUUUUUUUGAUAUAUUUUCGGAUAAUAAUA